AUGAAGCCGCAGUGGGGAAUCAAGUAUCGAGACUCGACCUUUGGCUUCGUCCAAGGUGUUUUCGAAAUGGCGACGUUUGUGUUAAAAUCAAAGAUGACAGAGUGUGGCAUAGGUACACACUUUAAUCUCUCCUUGUGGAAUAAGGAUACAAAAGUCAACGUCUUCCAUGAUGCAACACAAGCAGACUGUUUGUCGGAGACCGCGCGCUAUUGGAUUGGCGGACUGAUGAAGCACGCUGGGGCACUGACAGCUCUCUGUUCUCCAACAGUCAACUGCUACCGUCGUCUGUUCCAACCGUGGGCACCAGGCAGGUGUUUCUGGGACAUAAACAAUCGUAAUGCAACAUUUCGUGUGAAAAAUGACAACAUGAAGAACACCUAUAUUGAAAACCGAAUUCCCAGUGGGAUAUGUAACCCAUAUUUGGUAUAUGCAGCAACGCUUGCAGCUGGUAUUGAUGGUAUUGUCAACAAGAUAAAAUGUCCUCCUCCUAACGACCCCGCUGCUCCAUAUCUCCCAUCAUCCCUAGCGGCUGCCUUGGAUGCCCUGAAGCAAGUUGAAGCCAUGGUGUCUGCGUUGAGUCAGCAGUUCGUUGAUCGGUUCAUUCAACUCAAAAUGGAAAAGGAAUCCUCAUAUUCCUCAGCAUCUUUGAUCAUUCCUGCCAGAAAAAGCGGUCUUUAA
Gigantopelta aegis is the source of this 678-nucleotide messenger RNA. RefSeq names its product glutamine synthetase-like. Lineage: Eukaryota; Metazoa; Mollusca; Gastropoda; Neomphalida; Peltospiridae. Gene Ontology annotation, cellular component: cytoplasm; membrane. The record is from RefSeq and is a predicted model, not a curated record. The transcript is spliced from 2 exons. The coding region runs from base 1 to 678 and encodes 225 amino acids. Gene Ontology annotation, molecular function: glutamine synthetase activity.